CGCCGUGGUGGUUCGUGUGAGACGCAGACUAGUUGUGGUUAAAACAGUCUUCAUUACAUAGUAUUUUCUAAACUUCAGCCACAAUGGAUGUGGCAUAUAUAUGUGAAUGGGACCGGAGACCUCGGGCCACUCAUUGUCCAUCCAUCCCACUGGUGUGUGCCUGGUCUUGCAGAAACCUAAUUGCAUUUACCUCUGAUCAGCGCAAUGAGGAGGACAAAGAUCUCACAUACAUGAUUCACAUCCUGGAUACAGAACAUCCUUGGGACAUUUACUCUAUCAACUCAGGCCAUCAGGAGGUGAUCACCAGCUUAGAGUGGGACCAAUCUGGAUCCCGUUUGCUUUCUGCUGAUGCAGAUGGACAUAUUAAGUGUUGGGGCAUGACUGAUCAUUUGGCUAACAGCUGGCAGAGCCUGGUUGGUAGUGAAGUUGAUGGGGACCCCAUUGUGGCUUUGUCAUGGUUGCAUAAUGGAGUUAAGCUUGCCCUACAUGUUGAGAAGUCAGGUGUCUCCAGUUUUGGGGAGAAGUUCUCACGUGUAAAGUUUUCCCCAUCACUUACACUAUUUGGAGGGAAACCUAUGGAAGGCUGGAUUGCAGUGACUGUUAGUGGCCUUGUCACAGUAUCUCUGCUAAAGCCCAAUGGACAGGUGCUUACAGCCACAGAAAGCCUGUGUCGACUUCGUUGUCGUGUGGCGCUGGCUGAUAUUGCUUUCACUGGUGGUGGAAACAUUGUUGUGGCCACUUGUGAUGGGAGCAGCACAUCCCCAGUGCAGUUCUAUAAAGUGUGUGUUUCUGUCGUGAGCGAAAAGUGCAAAAUUGACACAGAGAUCCUGCCUUCGCUCUUCAUGCGUUGUACUACAGAUCCUGCACGCAAGGACAAGUUCCCAGCUGUAACUCAUCUGAAAUUCCUUGCCCGAGAUAUGUCUGAACAGGUUCUCCUUUGUGCCUCUAAUCAGUGUUCCAGUGUAGCAGAGUGUUGGUCCUUGCGCAAAGAGGGUUUGCCCCUUAAUAACAUCUUUCAGCAGUUGUCCCCAGGAGUAAGUGAUAAGCAGCCAAUGAUCCUGAAAUGGCGUAUUUUGUCAGCUACCAAUGAGCUGGAACGUGUGUCUGCUGUGGCACUUCCAAAGUUGCCUAUCUCCCUCACCAACACUGACAUUAAGGUGGCUAAUGAGACCAAGUUCUACCCUGGGUUAGGCUUGGCGCUGGCUUUCCAUGAUGGCAACGUGCAUAUUGUACACAGACUGUCUCUGCAGACAAUGGCAGUCUUAUUUGGCUCCUCCAUGCGGCCAUCUGAGGAGCCUAGCCUGAAACGCCAGCGUUCACCCACCCCUUGUGUUCACUUUAAAGCUUUGCAAAUGUCUUGGACUUCAUUGGCUUUGGUUGGACUGGACACCCAAGGAAAGUUAAGCAUGCUUCGAGUCUCCCCCUCAAUGGGACACCCUCUGGAUAUGACCACCUCUCUGCGUCACUUGCUUUUCCUCUUGGAAUACUGUAUGGUCACUGGAUACGACUGGUGGGACAUCCUGCUCCACGUUCAGCCAAGUAUGGUGCACAAUCUUGUAGAAAAGUUGCAUGAGGAGUACACCCGGCAGAAUGCAGCCCUUCAACAGGUCCUCUCCACUAGAAUCCUUGCAAUGAAAGCAUCCCUCUGCAAGCUUUCCCCAAGUACUGUUACUAGAGUGUGUGACUACCAUGCCAAGCUCUUCCUCAUAUCCAUCAGUUGCACCUUAAAAUCCUUGCUCCGUCCCCACUUUCUAAACACACCUGACAAAAGUCCUGGGGAUCGGCUCACUGAGAUCUGCAACAAAUUCACAGAUGUUGAUAUUGACAAAGUGAUGAUUAAUUUGAAGACUGAAGAGUUUGUGCUGGAUAUGCCGACACUUCAGUCCCUGCAGCAGUUAAUUCAGUGGAUUGGCGACUUUGUACUGUAUCUGCUUGCCAGCCUUCCAAACCAGGGCUCCUCAGUUCGACCUGGACAAAGUUUCCUCCGUGAUGGUAGCUCCCUGGGUACUUUACGGGAAAUGAUGGUGAUGAUCCGAAUUUGGGGUCUUCUGAAACCCAGUUGUCUCCCUGUGUACACGGCUACAUCAGAUACACAGGACAGCAUGUCCCUGCUCUUUCGCCUACUCACCCGUCUUUGGUUGUGCUGCCGUGAUGAGUCUCACCCAUGUGAGCCAGAUGAGGCAUUGAUUGAUGAGUGCUGCCUGCUUCCUAGCCAGCUUCUCAUACCCACCAUGGACUGGCUUCCUCUUGGGAAUGGACUGAUCAGCAGGUUACAAAGCAAGCUUCCACUGCGUCUGCAGUUUGGGAAACCUCCUGGAGCACCCAGCCAUGCCUCGGUUCAAUACGAUGCCUACACACGAUCACCUACUCAGCCAAAAAUUGACCACCUGAGACGCCUUCACUUGGGGACAUUCCCUACAGAACCAUGCAAGUCCUGUACUCGUUGUGGGUGUGUUACUAUGCUUAAAUCCCCAAACAAGGCCACAGCUGUGAAACAGUGGGAGCAACGGUGGAUUAAGACUUGUCUUUGUGGUGGAUUAUGGAGAAAGAUGCCCCAUACCUACUCAUGACUGCCAAACAACUUAGAUCAUUAUUUACUUAAUGAGUAAGAAAGUCUGGAGGGUAGAGGGAAUCGUCCCUAGUGACUCCCGCGCCUACAUGUGGAGGCAAACGGAAGA
Spea bombifrons (plains spadefoot toad) is the source of this 2678-nucleotide messenger RNA. RefSeq names its product mediator complex subunit 16 (gene MED16). Gene Ontology annotation, cellular component: mediator complex. The transcript is spliced from 15 exons. The record is from RefSeq and is a predicted model, not a curated record. Lineage: Eukaryota; Metazoa; Chordata; Amphibia; Anura; Pelobatidae. Bases 84 to 2570 code for a protein of 828 amino acids. Gene Ontology annotation, molecular function: protein binding. Gene Ontology annotation, biological process: positive regulation of DNA-templated transcription.